This is a messenger RNA of Kogia breviceps (pygmy sperm whale), 2557 nucleotides long. RefSeq names its product fasciculation and elongation protein zeta 2 (gene FEZ2). Gene Ontology annotation, cellular component: axon; cytoplasm. NCBI's taxonomy places the organism in Eukaryota, Metazoa, Chordata, Mammalia, Artiodactyla, Physeteridae. The record is from RefSeq and is a predicted model, not a curated record.
GCUGGGCGGGGCGCGCGACUGCACCAGGCGGCGAUGGCGGCGGACGGGGACUGGCAGGAUUUCUAUGAGUUCCAGGAGCCGGCCCUGAGCCUCCAGGACCAGGAGAACUGUAACGCGAGCCCCGAGGCCGAAGCAGGGCCGGGUGGGGGAGGCGACGGCUUCCCAGCGCUGGCCUGCAGCUUGGAGGAAAAGCUGAGCCUGUGUUUCCGUCCCUCGGGUCCGGGUGCCGAGCCCCCUAGGGCGGCCGUGCGGCCCAUCACCGAGUGCAGCCUCCUGCAGGGGGACGAGAUUUGGAAUGCCCUGACAGAUAAUUACGGAAAUGUAAUGCCUGUAGACUGGAAGUCAUCCCAUACUAGGACCUUGCAUUUGCUUACUCUGAACCUCUCAGAAAAAAGGACGAGUGACAGCUUGCUCUUUGAUACCUCAGACGAUGAGGAGCUGAGAGAACAGCUGGAUAUGCAUUCAAUCAUCGUCUCCUGUGUGAACGACGAGCCCCUCUUCACGGCAGACCAGGUGAUUGAAGAAAUCGAAGAAAUGAUGCAGGAGUCACCAGACCCAGAAGAUGAUGAAACACCCACCCAGUCGGAUCGGCUUUCAAUGCUUUCCCAGGAAAUUCAAACUCUUAAGAGGUCUAGUACAAGCAGUUAUGAAGAGAGAGUGAAAAGGCUGUCCGUAUCUGAAUUAAAUGAACUGCUGGAAGAAAUUGAGACGGCCAUCAAGGAGUACUCUGAAGAGCUGGUGCAGCAGCUGGCCCUGCGAGAUGAACUGGAGUUUGAAAAGGAAGUGAAGAACAGCUUUAUUUCAGUUCUCAUUGAAGUGCAGAACAAACAGAAAGAGCACAAAGAAACAGCCAAAAAGAAAAAGAAACUCAAGAAUAGCAGCUCUCAGAAUGGGAAGAACGAGAGAAGUCACCUGCCCGGCACACGCUUCAGCAUGGAAGGGAUCUCAAGUGUCAUUCAGAAUGGCCUCCGCCACACCUUUGGAAAUUCAGGUGGAGAGAAACAGUACUUGACAACAGUCAUUCCUUAUGAGAAAAAAAAUGGACCACCAUCUAUUGAAGAUCUUCAAAUAUUAACAAAAAUUCUUCGUGCCAUGAAAGAGGAUAGUGAAAAAGUUCCGAGUUUGUUAACUGAUUAUAUACUGAAAGUUCUGUGUCCUACGUAGGGCAGCAUAACUUCGGGAACAGCUUUAUCUUCUGUGGACAGCAAACUAAAUUGCUUACAGCAUUAUUCUGAAAGCUGGCUACCAUUACCUUCCUGCUAUGGGAAACUCAGGACACCAGAACUUGGGUUUGUGAUUCAGUAUUACUAGAUCAUGCCUUCUCUAAUGCUUUAUAUUAUGAACCGAGGGAACUUAUGGCACUAUUUUGAAUUCUAGAGAUGGUUUUUUGGUUAAAUACUAACAAUUAUGAACUCUUCUCUUUUCCAGCUUUAUAGAGUAAGGGGGAGUGAUGUUAAUUGUGCACGUGCAGUUAUAUUUUUCAUGCCUGUUUGAGUUUUUAAGCCUUUCUAGAUCUAAACUGCACUCACUCAAGAACUAGAUCAAAGCACUGAGAGAUUUAUACUCGUUAUUUUUCAGCGCUGGCAAGAACCAACGCUGAUUUUUUUGUAAGAGGAUUGUCAGUGUAAAUAUUACCUACCAGUAUUGUCCAGAGGGACUAAGACUUAAAAAUUGAGGUGUUCUUGGAAGAAGGGAAACCAGAACAUGCGUUGUCUUGGCUUAAUACUUAGUCAAUAUCGACAGCCGGAGAGGACUGAUUUUAGAGGUUGCUGCGUUUCACCAUUGUUCAUAUUUUAACCAUUAAGAUGCCAUUUACUUUCAGAAUCUUGUAUUGUUUAACUUUAGAGGUUUCAAUGCUUCAUUUCACUUGUCUGUGAAGAAGUGUCCUUUCAAAGGAGUGUGUAUUCUUUAAGGUGCUUAAGAAACUGUAUGCUGCAGCAUUGCCCAUUUCCUGUUACUGUUAUAUUUUAUUCAUGCCUAUGUGUUUUCCUAAAGUACUAAUUCUAGAAACAGCUACUCAUGGAUCCAUCACUAGUCAUGAAAAACUUUUGCCAGUUCCAAUCAAGUCAAUGUCAUUUAAUAAAUGUUGGGAAAAAAAAAAAGGUAAUAUACACUUGAGAGCUUUAUUUUUGAGUUUUUGGUUUUUUGAUUUUUUUUCUUCCCUUAACAGUGAUGGACUCCUCCCCUCACUGUUCACACAUUGUCCAUCAUUACAGCGUGUGAGCUGGUGAAAUCUUGAUUAGCCUCAUGAUGCUAAGGAGGGGAGAGAGGGACUUUUUUCAGAUCGUGCUAAGCUGCUGUGGAAUGAUGGAAGUCCUGUUCUUUUUCUGGGUCCGUGAGACAUUCCUAACAGCCAUGGCAGCUUCUUCCCACUGACAACGUGAGUGUAAGUAGAGUCUGUAUGGGACCUGCUGUCGGGCUUUUAAAAUUCCACCUGGACAGCUGUGAAUAUACAGAGCUACCCGUGUUCUUCAGUCUGCUCAGUAAAUGGGACGGCAGGACUGUAACGGCAGUAGCUCAGUUUGGAGUUGAUGCCAGCAUGGCACUUAAGCCGUUC